UGAGAGGAGACAGGCAACAGUUCGGACAGCAGACCUCACUGUGUCUCCAACAGACCACAUCGCUCCCCACUGUCUCCGUUCACUGCAUUUACUGGAACCGAGCUUGAUUUAAAGCUAACAAAGCUGACUUUACAUAGGAAGAACACGGCUUGCUUCUCUUGCAGUUGAAUGGAAAUAAAAGAGAUUCUGUGACCUUGGAAGAUGAAGAUGUUGUUGCCAUGGGAACUCUUAAUCCUGCUGUCACUCAAGAGCUGCCUAGCAGAGAGAAUUAUUCGACAUGGUCCAGUGUUCACGCAAGAGCCCAGUGACAGUGUUUUCUCUUUAAGUGCAGACGACAACAAGAUAUUUAUUAACUGCAAAGCCAAGGGAAGUCCAGAGCCACAUUACAAUUGGAAAUUCAACGGGAAAGAUCUUGACAUUGGCAUGGACUUCAACUACAGUCUUGCUGAGGGAAACCUUUUGAUCAGUAACCCUCAGGCAACUAAACACGGCGGUGUUUACCAGUGUAUCGCCACUAAUGCAUUUGGAACCAUUCUGAGCCGAGAGGCUAAAGUGGAGUUUGCAUACCUGCAGAAUUUCAGCAGCAAGGCCAGAAGUCCAGUAUUAGUGAGGGAAGGACAGGCUGUUGUGCUCCUGUGCGGUCCGCCACCCCACUUUGGAGAAAUCAGAUAUUCCUGGAUAUUUAAUGGCCGCCCCAGCAUUGCUGUUGGGGACAACCGACGCUUUGUGUCCCAGAGGACUGGAAACUUGUAUAUCGCUAAGGUAGAGACGUCAGACGUAGGCAACUACACAUGUGUGGUGAGGAACGUGAUGACCAACACGACGGUCUACAGUUCCCCAACUCCAGUGGUGUUACGUCGAGAUGCUGUGAUGGGGGAAUAUGAGCCAAAGAUUGAAGUCCAGUUUGAAAAAAUGCUCCACGUUGCCAAAGGAUCAUCGGUUCGACUGGAGUGUUUCGCUUUAGGAAAUCCAGUGCCUUCUAUUUCCUGGAAGAGAGCGGACGGAAGCCCCUUCCCGGGAAAAAUGAAGAUAAAUCACUCAAAUGGUGUCCUAGAGAUCCCAUAUUUCCGUCCAGAGGAUUCUGGACUUUAUGAAUGUGUGGCCGAAAACUCCAAAGGACGCAGUAUUGCAAAAGGACGUCUUGUUUUUCAAAAUGUGGAACACCUGCAGUGGUCGCAGACUCUGUAUGACGCAAACAUGGCUAUUGAGUCUGAUCUUCACUGGGAGUGCAAGGCUAAUGGAAAACCUCAACCUGUUUACAGAUGGCUCAAGAAUGGACAGCCUUUGGUCUCUCAGGACAGAAUUCGUGUUGAUGGUGGCAGGUUAACCAUCUCCAACAUAAACCUGAUGGAUUCUGGGAUGUAUCAGUGUUUGGCAGAGAAUGAUAACGGAGUCAUAUAUGCUAGCGCUGAACUCAAAGUUGUGGCCUCACCUCCAGACUUCUCAAAAAACCCACUGAAGAAGAGCACACUGAUCCAGAGAGGCGGAGAAGCUAUCAUCGAAUGCCGGCCGCACGCGUCCCCCAGAGCUUCGUACUCUUGGAGGAAAGGCAACGACUUUCUGAAAGACAGCAAGAGACGGACCAUUUUAGAGGACGGCACCAUCAGGAUCACCAACGUUACCGAAUCCGACGCAGGGAAGUACACUUGCGUUGCCAGAAACCCCUUCGGUACAUCCAGCAGUUCCGGUACUUUAGUGGUCAAAGAACCGACCAAGAUUACAGUCCCCCCUUUGAGUAUGGAUGCCACAGUAGGGGAGAGCAUUGUCUUGCCUUGUGAAGUAUCUAAAGACUCCACUCUACACCCCGUCUUCAAGUGGUUCUUCAACGGAAAACUCAUCGAUUUCAGUAGACACGAUCACUUCGGGAUGAUUGGAGGGGGAUCUUCUGGAGAUCUUAUGAUCAGAAACGUGCAGCUGAAGCACUCUGGGAAGUACGUCUGCAUGGUGCAUACAGCAGUGGACAGUGUGUCUGCAGCGGCAGACUUAAUUGUCAGAGGGCCCCCUGGUGCUCCGGUGGGUGUGUUGGUGGGGGACGUCACAGACAGGACUGCUCAGCUCUCGUGGGGCCCCGGACCUGACAACCACAGUCCUGUUACCCUCUACAUUGUGCAAGCCAGGACCCCUUUCUCUAUCGGAUGGCAAGGCGUUCCUGAUUCUGUGCCUGGACAGAUGAUUCAUGCGACGGCGGUGAAUCUAAAUCCGUGGGUAGAUUAUGAAUUUAGAGUUGUGGCUAUCAACAGCGUGGGGGUGGGGGAACCCAGUGUGCCAUCCAAACCCAUUCGCACCAAAGCUGCAGAUCCUGAAGUCGCCCCAGCUAACGUGAGUGGAGGUGGAGGCAACCGAGGCGAACUCGUGAUUGUUUGGGAGCCUGUGCCGGAGGAGCUACAAAAUGGAGAAAAGUUUGGUUACGUGGUGGCAUUUCGUCCUCUUGGCACUACCACAUGGAAACAGAGCGUGCUGGCCUCGGCUGAUGCUUCACGUUAUGUUUAUAAAAAUGAUACUUUUCCACCACUCACACUGUUUGAGGUAAAAGUUGGCGUCUACAACAACAUCGGAGAGGGACCGUUUAGCCCGGUGGCCGUUGUAUAUUCAGCAGAUGAAGAACCCUCUGUUGCUCCUCCAAGAGUCUGGGCCCGCACUCUGUCUGCGUCUGAGAUCGAGGUAUUCUGGGAACCUGUCCACCAAAGCGGCAGCAAAGGACGGAUAACAGGCUAUGAGGUGCAGUGGUUGGAGGAUGGGUCACCAGAAAGCGAUGCAGAGAGAGUAAGAGUCACGGAAAGCUCAGUCAAUAUCACAGGUCUGAAGGGAAGCACGAUCUAUCUGAUGUCAGUCAGAGCACACAACAGCGCAGGCACCGGGCCCUCCAGCGCCCCCAUCAGCAUCACCACCAAGAAGCCACCUCCAAGUCAACCCCCAGGGAACAUUGAGUGGAACCUGACAAACUCAAAGGUCUUUCUGAACUGGGAACAUGUGAAGGCGAUGGACAAUGAAUCAGAAGUAACUGGCUACAAGGUUGUGUAUCAUCAAAACUGGCACAGAGGAAGCGGUGUAGUGGAGACCAACAGGACGUCCGUGGAGCUUCAGUUGCCAUCAGAAGAGGACCUGCUCGUUCAGAUCAAAGCCUUGAGUGACGGAGGAGACGGCAGCAGCAGCAACCCUAUACGUAUACCAAAGAUGUCAAGCCUGAACUCAAGGGGAUACUUCAGUUCAGACGCAAGCAAGAUGGCCCAUGUUCAUGGAGUAGUGUUUCUGAUGUUGUCGUGGGUGUUUUCAUAGAACUUUGCCUUUAUUUAAGCUGAAGUGUGUCAUUUCCAUGCCACUAAUGUCAUUGAGUGGAAUUACAAAAAUGACUAUGGUUUCCCAAACACUGUUUGCUAGAGUGUAGAGAAAUCAAUCUAAAAAUGGCUUGCUUGUUCAAUCUAAAAAUUGUUGCAUAGAUAGGAGAAAGCAUUUUAACAUUUGAAAAAUAAAUUACACACUUUGAUGGAAGCUUGUUUCUGCUAUGGAGUAAAAAAAGUAAUUGUGACUUUUUAUCUCAUAAUUCUGACUUUUUUCUUAGAAUUGCGAAUUAUAAAGUUAGAAUUGAGAUAUAAAUUCGCAAUUGCAUGUUAUAAUGUGCAAUUGUUAGGGGAAAAAGACAUUUAUAUCUCACAAUUAAGACUUUAUAACUCACAAUUGCAUGUUAUAAAAUAAGAAUUGCGAGAUAUAAACACAAUUCUGAGAAAAAAAGUCAGAAUUGUGAGUUAUAAAGUCAGAAUUACGAGAUAUAAAGUCACAAUUGUGCAAAAAAGUCAGAAUUGCGACUUUACAUUUUGCAAUUCUGACUUUAUAACUCACAAUUCUGACUUUAUAACUCACAGAAUUGUGAGAUAAAAAGUUGCAAUUACCUUUAAUUUGUUUUUUAUUUAGUGGCGGAAACAAGCUUCCAUACACUUCAGCUUUAACAUGGCAAAAAAUGUUUUUCUUACCAAGUAUUUUUGUCCUGUUUCAGUACAAAUAUCUAAACAUCCUUAAAUCAAGAUACAUUUAUUUGAGAAGCAAAAUGAGUUAAGAUAUUAAUGAAAAAAUACUAAGGAAGAAAAUCAUUUUUUAUUUUUUUUUUUGCAGUGAAAACAGACUUUAAAAUGUUUUGAUAAGGUUGGUUAUAGUUACAUUUUAUUUGACUUUUCUUUUUUUUGGUUAAGAAUUGGUGACUCAGCUCCAUUGCCUUAUAUUGUGAUGGUUUUUUACCUCUUUGUCAAAUUAUUCGUCUUUUGUAUGUAGAUUUUAUGCAAAAAAGCAGACUUUCUCUUUUAGCUAAUAAUUUUGCUUAGGUGUUCAGAACUGAGAUUUAAAUUGAGGACAAUAUUACAGUAAGUUAUGUAAUGCAGUAGUGACCUGGAAUGUUGGAUCUCCAAGAGAAAUCCUUGAAUUAUGAAUUAUGCCCAUGCUCUUUUUCCUCCUACACACGUCAGUCAAGCCAAUGUCUGUGUAUGUAAAAAGGCCUUUAGAUAGAUGAAAUGCAUUAUGUUGUUUUGCAUAAUCCUGAGAGAUAUUACUGUUUUGAUGAAUAGUGACAGUUUGGUUUAAUACAUAGUUUCUGGAUAAUUACACCGAUGUAUUGCUACUAGUUAGUUUUGAAUUAUUAUUACUUUGACAGUCAAGCAUUUGAUGGUUUGAAAUGAAACAUAUAUCUUGUUCCUUUAAAUUCAACCCAUAGUUCAUCAAUUCCCUUAUGAUUUCUUCUGUCAUUCAAAUUUUCCUAUGGGAGUCGGUUAAACAGUAGGAUAUCUCUCAAAGAUGCUUCAUCAUGUUUGUUCCUGUGAUCAUCUUUCUUUCAAACAUCUGCUGAGUUUGUACGCUUGAAGAUGAGACCAAAAUGUGUCAUCAGAACUUAGCUUAACCAGAUAUUCCCUCUGCCGGUUUCAUGUUUUCUAAAUAUUUGUGUCUAAAAGAAAUGUUUUAUAUCCUCUAUAGUUUUUUAUAUAUAUAUAUAUAUAUAUAUAUAUAUUAUUUAAUCAUUUUUUAAAUUUGUUUUAGAAUAUAAGUAAUGACCAUGCAAGCUUAAAACCAUUAUUUAUUAUUAUUUAAUUUUAUUUAUUUACUGUUAUUUUUUAUACUUUUGUAAUAUUUAUGUUUUAUUGUAUUUGUAUGUUUGAUUUAUUUUUAUGUGUUAAUCAUUUUUCCAUAUUAUCCAUAUUUUUUGCCUUAUUUUGAAAUUUAGCAUUUUAUAAAUGUAAUAUAUUCGUCUGGCGUUUUCUUUUGCUGUUAUGUAAGCAUUUUGAGCUAUUUAAUACCUUUGUAUUAAUCCUGUACAAUCUCUGAGAGAUAAAAUAAAUAAAAUUUCAUA
Molecule: messenger RNA, 5329 nt
Organism: Ctenopharyngodon idella (grass carp)
Lineage: Eukaryota; Metazoa; Chordata; Actinopteri; Cypriniformes; Xenocyprididae
Product: contactin-4
Exons: 23
Coding region: 202-3276 (1024 amino acids)
Biological process (GO): axon guidance; cell-cell adhesion
Cellular component (GO): plasma membrane; axon
Molecular function (GO): protein binding
Source: RefSeq, a predicted model, not a curated record